AAAAACUAAACAAAUUGACUUUUUCUACACUAAUUUGGCUAGAAGAACAAAGUGGCAAUUUCGGGUUUCAGUUACCAGAGUGCCGCCCUUUCUUAAUUUUCCGAUAAUAACCCACAUAAAGAAAAGGGUCAACUAUUUAUAGAAAUUGAACUCCUUUCUUAUUUUACAGGUAACCCUUUACUUAAUUCUUUGGCCACUAUUGUUCUAGAGAAAAAGAAUCAAGAAAUGGGGAGGUCAAAUGGUGAUGAUGAUUCGACUACAAUCUUUGAUGAAGGUGAUGCCACGGCCACCACACAUGAAACAGACAUAGACAUGGCUGACAGUGAAGUUGAUUCUCCUUCUGAUUUUCAAGAAGGUGAAAAAGUACUCGCCUUUCAUAGCCAACAUCUCUAUGAAGCUAAGGGUUGGAACAAAAACUGGGAUGAAUGGGUGGGCGUAGAUCGAUUGAUGAAACUCACAGAGGAGAAUGUUCAGAAGCAGCAGGAGCUUAAGAAAAAACAGGACACAGAUAAGAAUGGAAAGGCUGCACGUGGAUCACAAAUGAAAACAAAAGUCUAUACAGGGGGAAGAGGCAGAAAGCGGAAGAGUGAUAUUCCGCAGAAGGACAAGGAUGGUCCUCCUCCAGAAAAGCUUGUCAAUAUCCAAAUACCAUCACAAUUAAAGAAACAGCUGAUUGAUGAUGGUGAAUUUGUCAACCACUUGGGCAAGCUCGUCAAACUUCCUCGUGCUCCAAAUGUAGAUGAAAUACUAGAGAAAUAUCAUGACUAUCGGCUGAAAAAGGACGGAGUGAUAUCUGAUUCUGUUAAAGAAAUUCUUAGUGGUUUGCAAUGCUACUUCAACAAAGCACUGCCAGCUAUGCUCCUUUACAAGAAUGAGCGGGAACAGUUCCAAAAGUCUAUUAAAGACGAUGUCUCUCCUUCCUCUGUGUAUGGAGCUGAGCAUUUAUUACGGCUUUUUGUUAAGUUGCCUGAGAUUCUGUUCUAUGCAAGUAUUGAAGAUGAGACAUUAACAGAGUUAAAGCAGAAGUUGCAAGACUUUCUCAGAUUCCUGCAGAAGAAUCAAAGUGCAUUUUUUCUGUCGACGUACCAUUCUGAAGAAGAUUUUGAUGUGGCUGGCAAGAAACAGGAUAACUGAGUUGGAACAUCUCUUCUUCUGCUGUAUAUAUAUAUUCUGUAUCACUCCUGCUAAUGUGUAUAUUCUCUGGUGUCCAAUGCACAACUUUAUGUUGUAUUACUAGGCCUCUAACUAGUAACUUUUGCUGCAUGCUGUUUUGCUACUUAUUGCCUUGUGCAGUGGCUAUGACAGUUUUUGGUUGUCCAGCUAAUCUUUUCUCUUGAAUCAGGUACCUAAGUACCAACUAACUUUGUAGUUAGAUAUGGGAAAGAAAUUUGCUCUGCAA
Molecule: messenger RNA, 1399 nt
Organism: Lycium barbarum (goji berry)
Lineage: Eukaryota; Viridiplantae; Streptophyta; Magnoliopsida; Solanales; Solanaceae
Product: protein MRG1-like
Exons: 9
Coding region: 226-1134 (302 amino acids)
Biological process (GO): chromatin organization; regulation of DNA-templated transcription
Cellular component (GO): nucleus; histone acetyltransferase complex
Source: RefSeq, a predicted model, not a curated record